Meloidogyne enterolobii is the source of this 267-nucleotide messenger RNA. NCBI's taxonomy places the organism in Eukaryota, Metazoa, Nematoda, Chromadorea, Rhabditida, Meloidogynidae. The record is from the annotation of a GenBank genome assembly.
AUGCAAGAAUUAUGUAAACGAGGUUUUGCUGUUCACCAUUCUGGAAUUUUGCCUAUAAUUAAAGAAGUUGUAGAAUUACUUUUUCAAAAAGGUUUAGUUAAAAUAUUGUUUGCAACUGAAACUUUUGCUAUGGGGGUAAAUAUGCCUGCGAGAAGUGUUGUUUUUGAUUCUAUCGAAAAACACGAUGGAAAGGAAAAAAGAAUUUUAAAUUCGACAGAAUAUGUUCAGGUUGUUGAGAAAUUUAUUUUAGGUCAUACCUCUAUAUAA